Solanum pennellii is the source of this 1068-nucleotide messenger RNA. RefSeq lists its product as uncharacterized. The record is from RefSeq and is a predicted model, not a curated record. NCBI's taxonomy places the organism in Eukaryota, Viridiplantae, Streptophyta, Magnoliopsida, Solanales, Solanaceae. The transcript is spliced from 2 exons. Bases 113 to 823 code for a protein of 236 amino acids. Gene Ontology annotation, molecular function: protein binding.
GUGGUAAAGGUAACCUUACUUAGGCUUGAACAACCAACUAAGGCCUCCUCAAAACCCCUUAAAUUAUAACUUAUAAUAUCUCCAAUACUUGCAAAAUACAAAGGAAAAAAAAAUGGUUAGUCCAUCCAUUAAUUCCCAUAAUUUUCCUCUAAAAUUCCUUUGUAGCUAUGGUGGCAAGAUUAUCCCCCGUCAAACCGAUGGAAAACUCCGGUAUUAUGGUGGCGAAACUCGUGUCCUCUCCGUUGAUCGUUCCAUUUCAUUCACAGAACUAUUAGUGAAGCUAGGGGAGAUGUGUGGAUCGUCCGUGAGUUUAAGAUGUCAGUUACCAAACGAAGAUCUAGAUGCUCUUGUAUCGAUAACAUCCGACGAAGAUUUAGCCAAUUUAAUCGAAGAAUAUGAUCGUGUUUCAAAAAUAUCAUCGUUUCUCAAGAUGAGGGCUUUUUUAUAUCCACCAAAAUCCACAAAAAAAGUUGUAUCUCCUACACCUUCUAUUGCUUCUACCUCAUCUACCAAUAGUACCACUAUCAGCAACCCUGAUGCCACGUCAUCACCAAGUUCAUUUUGUUCAACCGUGACUAGCCCUCCUACGUCAACGAGGCAUCAUGAUUGUCCAAGACCAUAUAAGAAAAUGGCACGGAAUUCUUUAGAUGAAACAAUUAGCGGACGCAUACGUCAUAUUAGAACAAGAUCGUCACCGGUGAUGUUUCCUAUUUGUCAUGAGAAAGUCACGGCCAAGAUUCCUCAAUAUGCUUAUCAUCAUAGUCAUGGGAAUAAUAGUAGACAUAUUUAUUUGGUUCACCAUGGCAACCAAUAUUGGCAAUAACAUUUGAUAUUUUCAAUGGACAAGGGCAAUAUUGGAACAUAUAUAUACUUUUUAUAUAGAGAAAAAAGAAAACCCCAUCAAGAAAAAAAAAAGAGGAUGAUAUAUAUAUAUAUUUUUAUGUAAGAAGAGAGUGUAUAUGUCAAUAACAAAUUGGUAGUUAUUGUGUCAUAUAUAUUGAGGGUCCAAUUUUGUUUUUUAAUAAUUUGUCAUUGAUCUAUAGUAGUACCAUGGAUGGAUAUUCACCA